Molecule: messenger RNA, 897 nt
Organism: Lachancea lanzarotensis
Lineage: Eukaryota; Fungi; Ascomycota; Saccharomycetes; Saccharomycetales; Saccharomycetaceae
Gene: SIC1
Product: LALA0S15e01376g1_1
Exons: 1
Coding region: 1-897 (298 amino acids)
Source: RefSeq, a predicted model, not a curated record
AUGGUACCGGCCACUCCUCCCAGGUCCAGAAAUAAAUCUGAAAAGCCAGUGAUGCUGGAACCUCCUCGAGGCGAUCUUCCUCCAAUGUCACCACACCGAUUCCACACACAGCCUUCAGUUCCGGUAACACCAGGAAGUGUGGGUGCCAAACCUAGUUCGCUUCCUUUCAAUAGACUGAAAUCACCGCGACGUCGGUCGUCCCCCAUUAGAGGUCUUAGAACUCCAGAAUACACUCCUAUAAAGCCAUCUGAAAGUGCACGGAAAAAACUCGAUUUUGGAGAAAAUCAGCAAGAAUUUCGUAACGUUGGGCGCGUACUUUUCCCUGAAAGUAGUAGUGGGAGCUCAGAACGGUUCCAGAGCGGGUUUCUGGCACCUCCUACAAAACCAUCGUCGCUGCAAUGUGCUCCAAAACUUCUGCCGCCGGAUUUCUCCUCAAUCAUGCAAGAUCCUUUGGAUACGUCCAAAAGGGCAAUCCCAGAAAUUUACGCUGACACCUGGGAAAUGGAUCAAAGCAGUGAUGAUUUUCCAAGAAAAGAGGCCAAGCAGACGCCAGGAACGCCCAGUGAUAAAGUUGUGACGUUCGAACUUGCCAAAGAUUGGAAUAACAACUCAGGGUCGUGCAUCUCUUCCGAUGAAGAGGCUGAAGAAACUAUGAUAAAGUCAAAAACUUUGGAAAACCCUUUUGAUUCGGGCUCGGUACCGAGUGAAGAGACCAGAAGAAGACGCAAGGAACAACUCAUACAAGAAUAUCCAGAAUUAGGAAGUUCGAUACAAUAUGUGGACAAAAGGGGCAAGGUUGUCAAGGAAAGAACUUUGAGUCCCGAGGAACAAGAACGAUUUCGUCCGCGUAUGCUGUUCGCCGAUAAGCAGGACAAAGGAAAUAGGAAUCAAGAUUAG